Messenger RNA from Eublepharis macularius, 1669 nucleotides. RefSeq names its product forkhead box I1 (gene FOXI1). Gene Ontology annotation, molecular function: DNA-binding transcription factor activity, RNA polymerase II-specific; RNA polymerase II cis-regulatory region sequence-specific DNA binding. The transcript has 3 exons. The record is from RefSeq and is a predicted model, not a curated record. The coding region runs from base 103 to 1233 and encodes 376 amino acids. Gene Ontology annotation, biological process: cell differentiation; regulation of transcription by RNA polymerase II; anatomical structure morphogenesis. NCBI's taxonomy places the organism in Eukaryota, Metazoa, Chordata, Lepidosauria, Squamata, Eublepharidae.
GUGAGUUUUGCUUUAUAUGUGGAAUCUCUUUGGUGCCAUAGUCUUGUUAUAUUUCAAGCAUUGGAACUAUUCCUCAGAUUAAAUUGGAAGCUAAGAAGACAAAUGGUUUCACAAGAUUCUGAAAAGAUACAUUCUCCACCGCGUUGCAGCCCGCAAUUUCCAAACAUUGGCCAGGAGCCUCCUGAAAUGAAUAUCUACUACGAAAACUUUUUCCAUCCUCAGAACAUUCCUAGUCCGCAAAGGCCUACAAACUUUGAAACCGGGGACUACAAUGCCACACACAACCCAUACCUGUGGUUAAAUGGGCCGUCCAUUAACUCCCCUCCAUACCUACCGGGAUCCAAUGGCAAUCCUUACAUUCCACAGUCCUAUGGGAUGCAGAGGCAACUCCUGCCUAACAUGCAUGGCUUGGGGGCAAAUGAGAUGGGCUGGCUCCCUAUGCCUUCUCAAGAGGAGCUGAUGAAGUUGGUCCGGCCACCUUAUUCUUAUUCCGCACUCAUUGCCAUGGCCAUCCACGGAGCACCAGACAAGAGGUUGACUCUCAGUCAGAUCUACCAGUACGUCGCUGACAAUUUCCCUUUCUACAACAAAAGCAAAGCUGGCUGGCAGAACUCCAUACGGCACAAUCUUUCUCUCAAUGACUGCUUCAAGAAGGUACCACGAGAUGAAGAUGAUCCAGGGAAAGGCAAUUACUGGACCUUGGAUCCAAACUGUGAGAAGAUGUUUGACAAUGGAAACUUUCGUCGCAAAAGGAAGAAGAAAUCUGAUAUUAGUGCCAGCACAGCAUCACUUGCUUCUGACAAAUCAGAAAACGGUGCCCUCAGCAGCAGCCCCAAAGCAGCAGAGCAUCAAGACAUUUUAGAAAAUUCCUCUUCUGGAACUGAGAGCUCACCUGAAAAGAGCUCCCCACCCCCACCUUCUGCUGCUCCCUGCCUGAACAACUUCCUGUCCACUAUGACAGCAUAUGUGAAUGGGUCCAAUUCUGUGAGUCGUUCAGUGCCCCUGGGACUUAGUACUGAAGUUGGGGACAAAAUGGGACAAAAUAUGGUAGGCUUCAACUCAUACUCUCCUCUUUCUAACAUUCCCAGCCAUGGCAGCGGAGAGUGGUCCAAUUCCAUGUCCUCUGGUCAUCUUGGCUACAGCAGUUCAGUUCUCAACCAGUUCAACACCAGUUUCUACAACAGCCUUGCUGCAAAUAAUACCCUGUAUGCCAGAGAGGGUACUGAAGUGUAAAUUUGUGACAAGAGGAGAAAUAUGUACAAAUAUGUAGAGCAAAAAUAUGCUUUGGAAAGGUGCUUUAUAUUAGUUCUUCAUUUCUGGCACCCAUCUGCCGACUUUAGUUAGACAAGCACAAAAUUCUUUAUUAAUACAAGAUAAAUAGGCCACAAUGGUUUCAAGCUGCACUGUAUAAUUUUGACCUUCAGGGGUCUUAUCUUUCUACGUUUACAUAUGACUAUAUCCUCUAACUCCACUUUAAUGAAUAUAAAUACCCUGGUUCCAUUGUAAAGCAAAACAGAAUGAUCGCUUCAUAUAUAAACCCAUCUUGAAUGGAUGGAAUGAAAGCAGUCUUUUCUUACUUUGCAACCACAUUCAAUUUGAGUAUGAAACCAUGAGUAAAGUGUAUAAAUAAGCUUCACUAACAGUGAAAUCCUAAGCAGAGUUACUCCAA